GAAAAUUAGUAAAUCUGUCAAGAAAGUGAAAUUUCUAGUUGGUUUGAAAAGUAGAUAUUUUUCAUGCAUAACCUAAACUACAUGAAAGGAUCAAAUUGCCAACAAUCAUGGGUAUAUUUGUCUUGUUCACCAGUGGUUUCUGCCCAGUUUGGCUUGCUGCUCAGAAGCCCUCCAUUUUACUAAGCUUGCAUCUCAUACUUGAGAAGUGGAAAGUUCUUUAAAAUGCAAGAAAAUCUUUCAGUAGAUGAUACAAUGAGUCACAAAGAUGGUGACAAGCAGAUUUCUGCCUCAGUUAAGUCUCGCUGUGGAUCUCCAGACAAUGUUAUUCAAGAGAAAUCUUCUAGGGAAGUGUGUGCUGAAAAUAACCCUUCUGGUGUUAAUAACAGACCAUCUGAAGCUCAAGGUAUCCCAAACAUAUCACCAGACCCUAUCAUAUCAGUCUCUGAAGGAUCUAUUGCUACAAAAGGAAUCUCUAAAAAUAAAAUUGUUUUGUCAAAAAGCAGUACAGAUAUAGAUGAAAAAAUUCUAAGUGAUUGCCAUGUUUCAAUCCAAAGAUGUUCCUCUACUAGUAAAAGCAAAAGAGACGAAGCUCAAGAUGGGAAAGAAGAAGAAACCAGACAAGAUACUAAAAGGAAGUCCAGAAAAUGCAAGCAGACUAGCAAAGCUAAUGCCCCUAGAGGCAAAGGUAGACGAUUUAUUUUCAAGAAAAAUGUUGCCAAGACUCCUGUGGCUGCCUCCAUACCUGUGUCGCUUGAAUCUGUAAUGUUUGAGGGCCAGUACUGGCAAGUGGGAGAUAUUGUGUCAGUCCAAGAUGUCGAUGGAGGCAUUUUUUACUGCCAGGUGCGGGGGCUGCUGCAGGAUCAGUACUGUGAAAAGAGUGCUGCUCUCACUUGGCUCCUUCCUACCAUCUACUCCCCUCCUCAAGCUGAACGUUUUGAUCCUGCUACAUAUAUCAUUGGACCUGAAGAAGAAAUCCCUCGUAAGAUGGAGUACUUAACGUUUGUGUGCCAUGCACCAUCUGACUACUACAAGCUGAAGAAUUCACCCUAUCCUACCUCCGCCAACCUCAGCAAUGCCGCUCAUGUGUGGGCAUCUAUGUCGUCUGUUGAUGUCAAAAUCAAAUCCCAGUCUUCACGUAGCUAGUCCCGAGCUGCAGUAUAUAUAUGUACCUAAACUCGCUUAAUUUUGCAGAAUUAUUCUUCUGUUUUGUUGCUGUCUGUUCUCUUUUGCCCGUCGCUGCACUUUAUUGGUGAUGGCAGUUGUUUUGAAAAUUUUCACUAUAGCUUUACUGCUUUUUUGUAAACUUAGAUAACUAUCAAACUAAAUCAAUAUGCUCUUUAGUCAUUUAAAAUCGUGAAAAGUAUGCAAUGUUUUAGAAAUUAUGAGGGCUUCUCAUUAGCUGACGGUAGUUCUGCUGCAUAUUAAACUUCAGAAUUAACAA
This is a messenger RNA of Hyalella azteca, 1441 nucleotides long. RefSeq names its product GATA zinc finger domain-containing protein 1. Bases 223 to 1143 code for a protein of 306 amino acids. Gene Ontology annotation, cellular component: nucleus. Lineage: Eukaryota; Metazoa; Arthropoda; Malacostraca; Amphipoda; Hyalellidae. Gene Ontology annotation, biological process: chromatin organization. The record is from RefSeq and is a predicted model, not a curated record. The transcript has 6 exons.